Telopea speciosissima is the source of this 4059-nucleotide messenger RNA. RefSeq names its product leucine-rich repeat receptor protein kinase MSP1-like. NCBI's taxonomy places the organism in Eukaryota, Viridiplantae, Streptophyta, Magnoliopsida, Proteales, Proteaceae. Gene Ontology annotation, biological process: protein phosphorylation; hormone-mediated signaling pathway. The record is from RefSeq and is a predicted model, not a curated record. Bases 135 to 4019 code for a protein of 1294 amino acids. Gene Ontology annotation, cellular component: plasma membrane. The transcript has a single exon. Gene Ontology annotation, molecular function: protein binding; ATP binding; protein kinase activity.
AAAUUGACUCUUUGGUAUUACCCUGCAACAGAUUCUCUCUUUCAGUCCAAAGUGUGGGAGUAUUGGAACACUUGAAGUUUUCACUGCCUACAGCUCCUAUUCCCUUUUACUUGUUCAACAAAAGCAGGAGCAUAAUGUCGGCAGUAGCUCUCAGAUGGCCAGCUUUUCGUAUCCUCACUCUCAUCAUACUUAGUGUUCUCCACUUAUCCUUCUGUGAGGCAUAUUCCUCUGGCGAUCUUGGGUCAUUACUUGAUCUCAGAAAAGCUCUUUCCCAAAAACAGGAAUUAAUAAAUAGCUGGUUUAUCUCAGGAGUGCCAUGCAACUGGUCUGGCAUAAGAUGUGUGGGUCCCAAAGUUCACCAAAUAGACCUGUCAUGGUUACCUUUCAUGCUUCCUUUUCCAAGCUGCAUUGGAGAAUUCCGAAAUCUGAAACUUCUGAACCUUAGCCGUUGUGCCCUUACUGGUCGUAUCCCCGAUAAUUUGUGGAACUUGGAGAAUUUAGAGCUUCUGGAUUUGAGUGGUAACAAAUUAGUUGGGUCUCUGCCGCCGGUUCUCUCGAACUUGAAAAUUCUCAAACAACUUGUGCUAGAUGACAAUAGCUUUUCUGGCAGUUUGCCUUCCACCAUUGGGCUGCUUGGAAACCUCAUUGAACUGUCCGUUCAUGGAAAUUCAUUCUCUGGAGCUCUUCCAUCAGAACUUGGGAAUCUAAGUAACUUGGAGUCGCUGGACCUUAGCAUGAAUAAUUUCUCUGGAAGUUUACCUUCUAGCUUGGGCAAUCUUUCCAGACUUAUGUACUUGGAUGCCAGUCACAACAGAUUCACAGGACUGAUUUUUUCAGAGAUUGGAAAUUUAAGGGCACUUUUAACACUUGAUCUCUCUUCGAACCUGUUGAAUGGACCUAUACCAUCAGAAAUUGGCAGAUUGCCUGGCCUAGAGUGUAUGAAGUUGGGAUACAACAAUCUCAAUGGGGCAAUACCAAUAACCAUUGGCAAUAUGAGGAAUCUGAAGUACCUUGAUGUUUGUAGUUGCAGACUCACAGGAAGAUUUCCUGAUGAAAUCUCCAAACUGAAAAGCUUAACAUUCUUAAGUAUAGAGCGGAACAAUUUUGAGGGUGACCUUCCUGUGGGCCUCAGUGAGCUCACAGAUCUGGUUAUAUUUAUUGCGAAUCAUGCAGGGUUUAGUGGAAUGAUUCCUGGGCAGUUUGGUAACUGCAAGAAGCUUUUCAACCUAGAUCUGUCCUUCAACUCUCUUUCUGGUCCAUUGCCAGAGGGUCUAGCCGGAAUGGAGUCAAUUGGCACAUUUUCUGUUACUUCAAAUCAUUUAUCAGGCCCAAUCCCUCAUUGGAUUUCCAACUGGAAAAGGGUGAACUCAAUUACAUUAGAAACAAACUCUUUUACUGGAUCUCUACCGCCAUUGAAGAUGCCAUAUUUAACGACUUUCAAGAUUACUUCAAACAAUCUUUCUGGUGAAAUCCCACCAAAAAUAUGUGAUGGCAAUUCUCUGACAACCCUCUGGCUCUCUGAGAACAAAUUCACAGGAAAUAUUGAUGACUCAUUCAGGGGAUGUUUGAACCUCUCUGAUUUGGCACUGAUUGGGAACAACCUCUUUGGGCAGAUACCGGGCUAUUUAAUGGAGCUGCCCUUGGUUACUCUACAAUUGUCAAACAAUGAGUUUUCUGGUGAACUUCCUGAGCAACUCUGGGAUUCACAGACCAUUAUGGAGAUAGCUCUGGACAACAAUCUGCUUGGGGGUCAUAUUCCAGAGGCCAUUGGCAGGAUCACCACUCUAGAGAUUCUGCUACUGGAUAACAAUCUCUUUGAAGGUUUCAUACCAAGUUCAAUUGGUAAACUAAAAAACCUGACUAAUCUGUCACUUCAUGGGAACAGGUUGACUGGAGGAAUCCCACUAGAGCUCUUUGACUGCACGAAGUUAAUAUCUAUGGAUCUGGGUUCAAACAGAUUAACAGGUCCAAUUUCUAAAGCCAUAUCCCGGCUGAAACUGCUUGACAAUCUGGUGCUCUCUCAUAACCAACUAUCUGGUCCUAUUCCUGAUGAGAUAUGUUCUGGGUUUCAAAAUGUACCAUUACCAGAUUCGGAGUUCAUACAGCAUUACGGCAUGCUAGAUCUGUCCUAUAACAAACUUGUGGGUCCCAUUCCAGAAGCAAUUAAGCAGUGCACUGUUGUAAGUGAAAUACUGUUGCAAGGAAACAUGCUUAAUGGAAGCAUCCCCUAUGGUAUUGCUGCUUUGGAAAACUUAACUCAGCUUGAUCUGUCUUUCAAUUAUUUGACAGGUCCUGCUCUACCAUUGUUCCUUGAACUUAGAAACCUUCAGGCUCUUCUGCUUUCACAUAAUCAGGUAACUGGUUCAAUACCCGACGAGCUUGGGUCUAUGAUGCCAAGCUUGACGAAGCUCGAUUUGUCCAAAAACUUGCUCACUGGUCCCUUGCCAUCAUCCAUCUUCAGUAUGGGGAGUCUUACCUACAUAGAUGUUAGCCUAAAUUCCCUAUCAGGGGCCAUCUCAUUCAUCGGAAGUAAUGUUAGAAUGAGCUCUCUUUUGUUUCUAAAUGCCAGCAACAACCUUUUCUCUGGCAUCCUAUCCGAUGCAAUCUCCAAUUUGACAACCCUUUCUUCCCUAGAUCUUCAUAAAAACAGUUUCACUGGAAGCUUGCCUCCGUCAGUCUCCAACCUUGCUUCGUUAACAUACCUUGAUGUCUCAUCCAACAAUUUUCAGGGAUGGUUUCCAUGUGAUGUCUGUGGCAUAGCAGGUCUUGAAUUUGUCAAUUUUUCUGGAAACAAGUUCAAAGGAUAUGUCCCAGAAAGUUGUGUCAUCACCAAAUCAUGUAUGUCUGAUGGUCCCAUUUUUCCUUCUUUGAGACGCUACCCACCCUUACCAGCUUUUACGGAAGCCUCGAUGUGGGGCAUUGUACUUGGUGCUAUGUUUAGCUUUCUUGCCUUGUUCUGUUGUCUGCUCAGGUGGAGGAUACUGCGACAAGAAGCUGUAGCUCUUUCUGCGAGCAAAACCAAGCCUGUGAAGGAAGUUGAGCCGGCCUCCAGUGAUGAACUUCUGGGUAAGAAACCAAAGGAGCCACUGAGCAUCAACAUUGCGACUUUUGAGCACUCUUUGCUACGGCUGAAUCCCGCUGAUAUCUUAUCAUCAACAGAAAAUUUUAGCAAGACUCACAUCAUCGGUGAUGGUGGGUUUGGCACAGUGUACAAGGCAUUAUUACCUGAGGGUCGAACCAUUGCUGUCAAACGUCUGAAUGGGGGGCACUUCCAAGGUGACCGUGAGUUCUUGGCUGAGAUGGAGACAAUUGGAAAGGUCAAUCAUGAGAACUUGAUUUCAUUGCUCGGUUACUGUGUAUAUGGAGAUGAGAGGUUCCUGAUUUAUGAAUAUAUGGAGAAUGGCAGCCUUGAUGUUUGGUUGAGGAACCAGGCAGAUGCAGUGGAGGCCCUUGACUGGCCAACCCGGUUUAAAAUUUGUCUGGGCUCAGCUAGGGGCCUUGCUUUUCUGCAUCAUGGAUUUGUUCCUCACAUCAUUCACAGGGACAUAAAGUCAAGCAACAUAUUGUUAGACAACAAAUUUGAGCCACGGGUGUCUGACUUCGGCCUUGCACGUAUUAUUAGUGCAUGUGAGAGCCAUGUAAGCACUGUUCUUGCAGGGACAUUUGGGUAUAUACCCCCUGAGUAUGGGCAGACCAUGGUGGCCACGACCAAGGGAGAUGUUUAUAGCUUUGGGGUGGUGAUGCUGGAGUUGCUAACUGGUAGAGCUCCAACAGGGCAGGCAGAUGUUGAGGGUGGUAAUCUGGUAGGGUGGGUAAGAUGGAUGGUGGCAAUGGGGAGGGAGGAUGAAGUGUUGGAUCCUUGCAUGUCAUGUUUGUACCAAUGGAAGGAACAGAUGAAACAUGUGCAUGCCAUUGCCAGGGCGUGCACCGCUGAUGAACCAUGGAGGAGACCAACCAUGUUUGAAGUAGUGAAGUUGUUAAAGGAGAUUAAGACAACUGAGAAUGGUAAUGGAGAUUGAAUCCAAUAUGCUUAUGUGAAGCUGCAUCAGGAGGUAUUGA